Molecule: messenger RNA, 2920 nt
Organism: Tilletiopsis washingtonensis
Lineage: Eukaryota; Fungi; Basidiomycota; Exobasidiomycetes; Entylomatales
Exons: 1
Coding region: 81-2855 (924 amino acids)
Source: RefSeq, a predicted model, not a curated record
CCCCACACCACCGCUCCCGCCCGCACGCCCGCCGCCGCCGUCGCUCCACGCUGCACUAGAAUGCGCUGCGCGGCCGGCUCAUGCGCCCCCGCCUCUCCCCUGCGGCGCUGAUCCCGCGCCGCUCGCCGGGCAACUCCUCCUCCUCCUCUUCCGUUCCCGUCGCCUCGUCCUCGGCCCUGCCUUCAUCCUCUGCUUCCGCCCACGCCUUCUCCCGCGACGCUACCUCGCCGCUCUCCUUUCUCUAUCCGCCGGCGUGCCACGUCUUUCUGCGCCGCGCCUCGAGCAGCAGCGCCGCCGCCCGUGCCGCUGCUGCCUAUGCCCACGCCGCCUACGCCCGCGACGAGGCCGACGUCCAUGCGCACGACGAGCACGUCUCGUCGGCCCUGCAGCGGCGCGAGCCGGGCACUGGCAACUUCUUCACGCGCCUCGCGCCGCCGCAUCCUUCUGUCGCUGAGGCCAGUGCCCAGCGGCGAGCCGCAGGCCGGCAGCACGACGGCCAGGUGACGGCGGGCGCGCCGGAUUGGGAGCAGGCGUCGGAGCUCGCGGAGGGCAAGGGCAAGGCGGCGGCUCAGCAGCCCGGUGAGAUGCCGCAGGGUCAGGAAGCGGAAGACGCGGUCUGCCUCGCCGUACGGGCGCUGGUGGCUCAGGCCAAGCCUGUGAAGGCGGCCCGAUUACUUCUUCAAGACGUUGCGAGGCACUCGAGAACAGACGCCGGUCAUGCCGAAGCGCAGUCAGUAGCGAUGCGGCAGCUGCACUCGGACGUUCUCUCAGCGCUUAGUGCCGAGAUCGCGCUGUCCGACGCACCAGCGGCGACAGCCCGCUCGCUCGCUGCUCAGCUCUUCGAGGCUGGGCGUGCUUCCGCCUACUCCGAGGCUCACUACAUGCGCAGCCUGCUGGCGCGGAGCGAGCUGCUGGGCGCCAUCAAGGUGCUGCGAACGAUGCUGGAGCGCGGUCACGCGGGCCGGGUGCUGCUGCGUGACCUCCGAGCAGCGAAGCGGAAUGCGCCGGGCCACGACGCUGCGGUCAUGGAGCUCGGCCGGCUAUGCGUCGAAGGCCUGCUGCCGCUCGAGCAGGAAAAGGCGCACAUCGCUCGCAAUGCCUCGACGAGCAUCGGGUGGAUCCUGCGUUCGGUGGCCAGGCUCUGCUCGUCGCCAGACCAGCGCACAAGCUCGGCUGCGCGCCAGUUGCUCUCCGACUAUGUUGCACGGAUACCGCGCGAGCCGGUCGCUGCUGCACCGGGAACUGAGAGGGCUUCACGCGCUGCGUCGCUGCCCGACGCCUACACGCUCAACACGCUCGUGCAUCAUCUGCUGCAGAAGGGGCAGCCGCAUCAAGUCGCCGUGGAUCUGCUGCAGGUCUACAUGGCGCAUCGAGGCAGCCUCGACGACGUGACGAUCAGCGUGCUGCUCCGCCGUGCGACCGUGCUGGGCAACCCGCGGCUCGCCAACGCAGCAUUGAUGCUCGGCGCUCGCGCCACGAGGAGACGCCAGCUCAUCGCCAAGGGCCGCGCAGACUUGGCCGAGCGCGACGGCGCGCAGCUGGAGCUGAAGCAGACGACAUCGCUUGGCUCGCAGCUGCGCGAUGCGGUCAGCCGCGGCGACAGCUGGAGGCUCGUCGCGCUGCUGGCGCAUGCUACUGCCACUGGGCGCUUCAGGCGCGCCGAUCCGCCACCUGCGCGACUCUCGCGGCCGAGGCCGGGCACGCCUGCGCGAGACAGCCCGCCGUCGACGUUGCCCACGCAAGGACGGCUGCGCUCUGCACCUCCGCCUCGCAAGCAGGCGCGGCAGAUCGUCAGGAUCCUGUAUCCGUCGCUGCACAAGUUCUCGCAGGGUGUACGCGCACGCCGGACACAGCUGGCUCACCUGCAGAGCGCAAGUCCCAACGCUGCGGAGCUCUUGCCCACGCAGCCGGAUCCAGCCUGCGUCCUGCAUCCGCACGUCCUGUCAGCAGCUCUGAACCUCUGCGCCAAAGCGGGCCGCACGGGCCUUGCCGAGCGCGUCUGGCGCCUCCUGUGCCAGACCGUCGGAGCCGCUGCAAGCAGAGGUGGUGCAGGCGAGCUGCUAGGCGAAUCCGCAGCCCAAGGCUUGGCGCCGAGUCUGGCUUGCUACGUGCCGGUUCAAGCGGCGACGUCGAUGCUGCAGGUCUACGCGCGCGAGGCACGCAAGGGCAUGCCUCUGCACCUCCGCUUCCCUGCUCGCCGAGGCGGACUGCAGCGCGACGUCCGCGGCCCUGCGCGUCGGCAGCGGCUGGCCCGCACUGCUCGCCGACGAUCAAAGUCAUGGGCCCGCGGCUGGACGCCUCGCUCGCGCGGCUUCGCCCUGCCUCGCUGGCUUGCCGCACGCGUCUCUGCAGCCUCGAUGUACCGCCAUCUGCGGGCGCACUGGCAGCUCGAGCAGCACGCGAACGCUGUACCUGCGGCCACCAGUGCGAGGCAGGUGCUGCCGCCGCGACCUGACGCCAGGAUCUUCGACGUGUUGCUCGACAUCUUCGGCCGGCGGCCGGGCAUGGCAAGACGCAGCUCGCGUCAUCGCGGACGUCACAGCAGCCUGCAAGUCAGCGGGUCACCGACGCUGAGCGCCGACUCGGACGCUCCGCCCGCGCCCUCGUCGUGGCAGGAUGUGCUCGACGACGACCCGAAGCAGGUGGCACUGCACGGCGCCUUCUUGCCACGGACGCUGGACCCCUUCCUGCUCCUCGUGCUGGCCGACAUGGCUCUGCUUGGCAUUCCCGUACCGCCCGCGUACCGCAAGCUCGUGGCCGGCGGGGAUCAGCUGUGGAAGGCUAGCGAGUCGCAUAGCGGCGGUGCCUGGCGCGUGGACGCGCGUCUGCGCAAGCGUGGGACGGACAAGAGGUGAUGCGUCGGGAGGCAGGGCUAGCGGCGGACAGCCCACACAAAUAGAAGCUAAUUUUGCAUGAUGCG